GGAGGAUUAAUUUAAAUGUCAUUGAGUUUUCUUGUCAUGGAAGGAAUAAGCCGAGAUCAAUCUCAAUAUUGUGUGGCUUGGUAUGUCAUAUGUGGCUCCAAAGAAUUACUUGGAAUAGGAGAGAGGAUUAACGCCACAACAAGAAGGGGCAACACUGAUUCAAUGACCAGAAAAAGGGAGGUCUUUAAAUGCAAAUGGCGGUGCGAAAAUAGUUUCUCGGCAGAGGAGUCUUAUCACGGAGCAAUGUCUGGCACGAAGAGGCACGCGAACAGGAAAGCAGAGGAGCUUGAAAAACUAUGCAAUGCUAGGUUUGCAUUGUUUCUUACGAUCCAAAGGGUAAUUUUUCAGUCUCGCCAAGGGACCCGGCCAAGGCCAGAGAAAGCAUCACCGAGUUCAAAAAAAUGUAAGAAACCCAAUUUGUGUUGCUUGUGUGUAGACUUGUUUCAUUAGAAAUUAAGAUCACUCACAAUAGUGAAGAAGUCGGAACCAUUUGGAUCAGUUUCUCUGUUCUUAUGGCUGGGUGAGGUGCAACUUCCGUUUCUUACAAAUCAAAACCAAUUACUUGACUUUUGGGGUCACUUACCAACAACCAGUAUAGUAGAACGUAAAUAGUGCACACAGAAAUGGAGAGCUAAGAGAAUUUCAAUACUCCAGCAGAAAGGAGCAAGCAAAACACCAGA
This is a messenger RNA of Prunus dulcis (almond), 680 nucleotides long. RefSeq lists its product as uncharacterized. The transcript has 3 exons. NCBI's taxonomy places the organism in Eukaryota, Viridiplantae, Streptophyta, Magnoliopsida, Rosales, Rosaceae. The coding region runs from base 16 to 450 and encodes 144 amino acids. The record is from RefSeq and is a predicted model, not a curated record.